AUGCGCGCUCGGCUCGGCCCGGCCCGACCCGGCCCGGCGCCGCUCGGUUCGGCUCGGCCCAGCGCGGGCAGCCAUGGCCGCCUCCGUGUUCUGCUGCCUGCGCUGGUGCGGGGAGGGCGGCGGCGGCCACAUCCCGCUGAAGGAGAUGCCCGCCGUGCAGCUGGACACGCAGCGCAUGGGAACAGAUGUCGUCAUUGUCAAAAAUGGCAGAAGGAUAUGUGGCACGGGAGGCUGCUUAGCCAACGCACCGUUGCAUCAGAACAAGAGCUAUUUCGAGUUUAAAAUCCAGUCCACAGGGAUUUGGGGUAUUGGAGUUGCAACCCAGAAAGCAAACUUGAAUCAAAUCCCCCUUGGUCGAGAUGUCCAUAGCCUGGUGAUGAGGAAUGAUGGAGCUCUCUAUUAUAACAACGAGGAGAAAAAUAGGCUGCCAGCAAACAGCCUUCCUCAGGAGGGCGACGUGGUGGGGAUUACAUAUGAUCAUGUAGAAUUAAAUGUGUAUUUAAAUGGGAAGAACAUGCAUUGUCCAGCCUCAGGAAUCAGGGGGACUGUCUAUCCAGUGGUAUAUGUUGACGACAGUGCCAUUCUGGAUUGUCAGUUCAGUGAAUUUUACCAUACACCUCCACCAGGGUUUGAAAAGAUCCUCUUUGAGCAGCAGAUCUUCUGAGUGGCCUCAUCCUGACAACUUGCACCCUGCACCGUUACAAAAGCUUUGUCAUCUUAAAUAAAGCUUCACGUUACCUUUAGGAAACAUACCUGUAUUUUUAGUAAGUACUUGUGACUGUUGUCUGCAGAAGGGAUGCGUAAACUGCAACAUCAGAUCGUUGUGCUGUAAAAUGCCAGGUUUCUGACGAUGUUUUGUGAGUGAAAACGAGUUAUUCAGGGCAGGUUUUUGUUUGUCUGUUUUCUGAUUUGUACUUGAUGCAUAAGGAAACUAAGGGAUAUAAUUGAUACCAGUAUUAAAUUUAGUAUUUUGAAUCAACUUAGUCUCUGUAAACUGGUUCUCUUUCGAGAGCUUUUUACUGAGUUGAGCUCUGUAAAAAUAGUUCUUAUGCACAUAAUAGCUGUGGAGAUUGAUAUUUCUUACAAUUUUUUCCUGAUUUUUUUUCCACACAGAAGUUAUGUAUCUUGUUUAAAGGAAGGACUGUUUCUAGUCAGUAAUCUGGAAUUGCAGUGGCCCUGUUGUGCUCAAUGACUAGUAAUAUGAUGGCAUAACAGGCAGCUAGAUUUUUUUUAAGUUUAAAUUAUCUAUUCCCUCAACCUUGUCACCUGGCAUAUAUCUCCUAAGUUGUCAUUUGUUUUGACUGUGACAAAUAGCAGGAUGCUUUCUAGUAAUAAUUCAAGUAUUACUUUGCUGAACCUUGAAAAGCAAACCUGAAUAUUGGAUGUGCUUUUGAGGACCAUCAAGCUGCAUUACUCUGGUGGCAGAGGAAGUAGAGAUUGCUCAGCUUGGGUACAUGGAGAGACAGGGGAAGGGUAUGGGAUGUUACGGUGAAGCUUUACAUCUGAACUGUAAAUCUGAUUAUUCUUUUGUGGAAUAUCGUAUUUAAUGUCUUUAUGAAUCAUUUAUAAAAUGAUUAGUGGCUAAGACAUUGUUCUAAAAUGUGAUGCCCAUAAGUAUAAAUUAUUUUCCUCCUGUCAUGUAUUUAAUAUACUUCCUAGAAGAAUUCUUAUUAUAAGAAAAUCUUCAUACUGGCUGUUUGGUUUUGUUUUGGCUUUUCCUGGGUUAAUGCAUUUACCUGAAUGAAUAACUUUAUUUUCUAAAAAAUAUUUAAAUAUCUGAUUUGAACAUAUAGUUUCCAAAUAUAAACAACUUGCUUACCUCACAAUUUUCUGCAUCUGCUCUAAGAAGAGCAGUGCCAUUCUCAGAGGCCCACGUUGUCCUGCCUUUCAGCCUUGCUUUCACAGAGCAGCAUGGAGUGCAGAAUUCCAGCCCACAAGGAACGAUGCCCUGUUCAACGCUGAUAUAAAGAGAAGGGAGUUUGGAGGGCAGUGUUGUAGCCAUCCCUUGGGAUCUGCUCUGCCUGCUGUGGUCAGAGACAUCAUCUGCAGCAUCUGAGACCUUCAUCCUUGAGGUGAUGCCACUCUGCUAGUUGACACAUACCAUAAUGUUUCAGUAAUCACGUUUGUCAACUCUCUAAACUUUGACUGGUUAUAUAUUCCUUUUUUUUGUAAGUGAAGAGAUAGGGAAGGCCUCUGCCCUCUUUCCCUUUGAUAUGUUUGAACGAUGCYUUGAACAGCGAUUCUUUGCCAUGAAACGCUACUGAGAUGAGAAGUUUUCAUUCCAUAAGAAGCACUGUCAUGCUCCUAGGGAAGAGGGAAGCAUUUAAAGACAUUCUUAUCUC
Nothoprocta perdicaria is the source of this 2342-nucleotide messenger RNA. RefSeq names its product SPRY domain containing 7 (gene SPRYD7). Lineage: Eukaryota; Metazoa; Chordata; Aves; Tinamiformes; Tinamidae. Gene Ontology annotation, molecular function: protein binding. The transcript is spliced from 5 exons. Bases 74 to 664 code for a protein of 196 amino acids. The record is from RefSeq and is a predicted model, not a curated record.